Molecule: messenger RNA, 1041 nt
Organism: Aspergillus fischeri NRRL 181
Lineage: Eukaryota; Fungi; Ascomycota; Eurotiomycetes; Eurotiales; Aspergillaceae
Product: RNA polymerase II mediator complex subunit MED27 domain-containing protein
Exons: 3
Coding region: 1-1041 (346 amino acids)
Cellular component (GO): mediator complex
Source: RefSeq, a predicted model, not a curated record
AUGGCCUCUACUUCAAAACCCAGUUCACAACCCCCAGCGACAGGCGUCAUUGUCCCUAAAAUGGAGCAUCCUCCCCAGACUACAAACCCCGCCGAAGUCCCUGAGAAGGACAAUUCGAGCGGUGAAGCCUGGACCUCAGAGAUGCAGUAUGUGUCGUCACUGGCGAAGUUGCAGAAGAUGGAGGCGACGAUUCACCAACUACGGACUCUACUCUCUGGGCGUCUCAUAGAGCCAAUAGUCCCCAUCGUCAACCCCAAGGCGGCUUCGAGGAGGCCACUGCCAAAAUCGCCGCGUGUGCUCUUUGAACAGCUCUCGCAGACGGCACGCGCGAGCGUCGCGGAGGUCCAGGAGUUCCAGGCUAUGUGGCGCAGCCCUGAGAUGAAAGCUAUCUGGGACCAUGUGGAUGCGCGGAUCAAGCAGAACGGGGGCCAGCUGCUCCAGCCGACGGGGAUGUGGGAGCGGGACUACGAUGUUCUUCUUGAGGAGCUUGAGAGGGAGGAGCGGGCGCAGAAGGAGCAGCAGCAGAGGGUUGAGGAGGAGGAGGAACGCGCGAAGAUUGAAGGGGUUGAGGGCGGCUGGAGGACGAUCGUGGAGACGUUCAUUCGACGAGAUUUACCGGGUAUUCGGGUGAUGGCUCUUCAGGACCAGCCCAGGAUCACUGUUGUUUCUGUCAAGGCUGGCAUGGCGUUUCAACUGCAGGCUGUCAAUGGAGAUGGACAUGAUAUGGUCGAUUGGCGGGUUCAGGAACUGGCGACUCCUGGGAAACCGAAGACAAAGCUGGAAACGGCGGUUGCAGCUUGUCUGAAUGCUCGUCCGCGGCAGUGGGAUCUUGCCUAUCUACUGGACAUGAUAGCCUCCUACUCCGACAUCAAACAGACGCCGUGCGCGAAAUGCGGCAAAAUGACCGACAACGCCGCACAACUGCCCUCCAUGCGCAGACCCAACCCCCUCCAAUCGUCCCAAGGCCAACCAGUCGUCUGGGAAGCAUACCACCCCGCCUGCAUCGAUCCUUCCCCGUCCUCCCGCCCUAUCUCCAGCUAA